GCUUCAUCUCGUCGCUGUGACGAUGGCAAGGGCGGCGCCGACGUCGGCGAUGAAGGCCAAGCAUCGACUCAGCAGUGACGCGAUCUGGGCGGACGAGAGGACAAAGCUCGUCAAGAACGACGAUAGCGAGGACAGCGAUCUCAACGAGGCAACUCUGACGGAUUUCUGGCGCUUACCUGAGGAGCUGCGCAAAGUCAUCUUCGAUCUUGCCAUUGGCGCUGGCUCGGAGAGGAGUACGCAGCUAGUCGCAAACCUAGCAAAGGUGUCGCACUACUUUCAUGCGCUGUUCAAUCCGGUACUCUACGAGCGCGUCUGCAUCAUACGACCAAGCACUCUUCUCGCCUUCAGACGUGCUCUCGCGCUUUGCCCAGCCAACGCCCAGCUCGUUCGCAGCCUUUGGCUGGGACCACAGGCUGAAUUGGCGCCCGAUUGGUACCCAGUCCGCAUCGAGGACGAGGAUGAGGACGAGGAGGGCAAUUGGGAAGCCGAAGCCGAAGAGCUCAUCUUCUUCAAGACCUCGCUCGGUACCCGUGACGAAGAGCUGAUCCUUCCUCGAUGGUGCAAGCCAGAACGCGAGUGGCUUCUCAACUUCCCAGUGCGCACAUGUCAAGAGCAAGCAGCGAUCGCUGCAAUUCAAACAGCCGCUAGUUCAAUCGAAGUCUACUUGGCGGAGCGGCUCCGCGAUCAGCAUUUCCAAGGCAUCGGGAUAAAUGCCUUCACAGCUCGAAUUCUUCAAACUCAGAGUGCACUCGAUCUGUACCUCAUGGAAAUGAGACGCAUCGACGACAGGAACGAUAUGGUGCACUCGUGGCGCUCAGACUCUCCCUUGCCCAAAGCACCCACGAAAUGUCGCGCUGGCAAAUGCCGGCACUACCCUACACUCCGCAUCGAGAUGAGAUUGCAGCACGUCGAGAUAGACGAAGGCGCUAAGCAAGCGGCGAAAGCUAAAGCGGCGAAGAGGAAGAAGUCCAAGAGACAGAGCAAGAUCAAGAAGAAAGCAAAUAGGGGCUCAGGAAUGACGAGAAGCAAGAACAACGCCGAGCUUGUUUUGACUUUGGAUCAACUCAAAGCACAUCUCGACCGCCCUGGCGCGCAGACCGACCACUUUGACCACCCGUACAUCUACGCCCGCUCCGGACUCAAGAUGCUCUGUCUCGACUAUGAAAAUCGGAUCACCGUCGACUACGAUCAAGAAAUGAAAGAAGACUUCUACAGCGACGACUACGACUUCAGUGAUCCCUGGGGCCUUGGUGGCGGCUCCCAUAAUUCUGACCUCGACAGCUACGACUCGGACGAGUCCGUUCUCAUCUCGGACUCUGUAAUGUCUUUGUCCUCCUCUGAAGGCUCCUCGGAAUGCUCGUCAUUCACAAAGAAAUCUGAACUUCCGACAUCACCAGAGUCGGACAGUAGCUUCAGCUCGUGCGACUUUUUGACCCCUCGAGUUGGAGGGCAGAGCAUGCUCAAGCUCAGUCACUUGAUCCUGAAGGCAACUACAAAGCUCGUCAAUCUUGGCAUCACAGGCUCGUUCGAGAAACUCUUCCGAAAGCCUUCACCGCUCUCAGGUCUCCGCUAUCUCUCCGUGGGACCCCUCUCUCGCCAUGAAGCAGCCGGUAUCUGCUUUCAGGACGUGCAGCUUCCGAGCCUCGAGAGAUUACGCGUUUGUGGCGACUGCAUUGGCAGGGGAACAGCGUGCAACGUAGCCGGAGUGCACAGUAGAAGCCACGAAAGCGAUAUUUGGACGCGGCUGAAAGACUUUCAGUGGGAUUUUGGCAGAGCAGAAUGCUUCGAUGGAGAUCCUGGUCAUGACUUUCUCCUCAGCCUUAUCGAAGCGCUACAGGGUGCUUGGCUGCCCGAGGAUAGAGCAAGAGCGAUCAGCGGUCCGCGCUACACGGAGGCUCGUCUGCAUCCCCAGUUGGUUGCCACCGUAUUGGAGAAUGCUCCCUCACCUACGGUACGGGCUGCCUGGAUUGAUGGGGGGAUCAUCAACGACGCACCGCAUCGUGUUCGUAUCGUAGAGAGUCAUGCGACACGCACCGUGGACCCCUGGAGACCAGAACAGGACUUGGAAAGGCUGUACACAGAUUCGAUUCAGUGGUGGGAAGAGAGGGCGCUUGAGGUGAGCUCGCAGAUGUAGGCGACCGGCGGAGGAAGGGAUGAUUGUCGAGGCGAUUCCUUGUAAGGUAUGUACAGCAAUCAGGCUUGAAUCAUCAUAUACCCUCUACAAUGCUUAUCAAUAG
Molecule: messenger RNA, 2237 nt
Organism: Jaminaea rosea
Lineage: Eukaryota; Fungi; Basidiomycota; Exobasidiomycetes; Microstromatales
Exons: 3
Coding region: 23-2134 (703 amino acids)
Source: RefSeq, a predicted model, not a curated record